Molecule: messenger RNA, 1017 nt
Organism: Vigna radiata var. radiata (mung bean)
Lineage: Eukaryota; Viridiplantae; Streptophyta; Magnoliopsida; Fabales; Fabaceae
Exons: 1
Coding region: 1-1017 (338 amino acids)
Source: RefSeq, a predicted model, not a curated record
AUGAACAACACAGAUCCAUCUGUAAAUCCUACCAGCCCCUACUACUUACAUCCUGGUGAAAAUCCUGGUCUAACCCUCAUUUCUCAAGUUUUAAAUGAAACUAAUUACUUCUCUUGGAGUAGAAGUAUGAGACGAGCCCUUUUAUCCAAGAACAAAAUAAAGUUCAUUGAUGGGUCCAUCAAGAAACCGAACAGAGAUGAUUCUUUAUUUGAUCCAUGGGAAAGAUGCAAUGUAAUGGUGCUUUCUUGGGUCAUAAAAACCCUUUCCCCACAGAUUGCAGACAGUGUUAUAUACGUUGAAGGAGCCAAAGAAUUGUGGGAUGAGUUGAAAGAAAGAUUUUCCAAAGGGGACUAUUUUAAAAUUUCAGAUCUCCUACAAGAUAUUCACUCAAUAAGACAGGGAGAAAGAAGUGUUACUGAAUUUUUUACUGAUUUAAAAAUCCUCUGGGAAGAAUUGGAAUCCCUUAGGCCUAUACCUAAUUGUACUUGUAAAAUCCCCUGCAGUUGUGAUUUUUUAAAGAUUUCUCUGAAAUAUAGAGAGAUAGAGCACGUGAUUUGUUUCUUGAAGGGCUUGAACGAUACCUACAAUACUGUCCGAACCCAAAUCCUUCUAAUGGAACCCCUACCCAACAUAAAUUGUGUCUUUUCCCUCAUUAUGCAGCAAGAGAGGCAAGAAAGAGUUGAUAUUGGCACUGCUUCCCACAACCAGUCUACUGAAACAACAAAAGUGUUGGCUAAUGUCACUGACAAAGGAAAUAACUGGAAGACUGACCAAAAUUGGAAGAAUCAAAACCGCAGUUUUGGAUCAUACAGUCAAGGAAGAGGCAGAGGUAAAAAUCCCAAUUAUGGAAAGCAGUGUUCAUAUUGUAACAAGAUGAAUCAUACAGUGGAUGAAUGCUACUCCAAACAUGGAUAUCCACCUUGGUACAAAAAGAAUGAUGGGAAUCAAGAGAAAAAGAAUUAUUGGAAUUCAGCUAAUGUUUGUCAGAAUGAUUCUAGACAAGGAAUUGUGCAUUAG